Brassica napus (rape) is the source of this 3098-nucleotide messenger RNA. RefSeq lists its product as uncharacterized. The transcript has 2 exons. Lineage: Eukaryota; Viridiplantae; Streptophyta; Magnoliopsida; Brassicales; Brassicaceae. The record is from RefSeq and is a predicted model, not a curated record. The coding region runs from base 1841 to 3007 and encodes 388 amino acids.
UUUAUUAACUAUUUCCCAUAUUUUUAGCCAACAAAAAUUUAAUAAACAUAAUUAAAUUUUAUAAAGUUCAUUUCACUCAUCAAUUGGUAAAAAACAUCUCAUCUUCCGUAGUAGGUGUUCUAUUUAUAACAUUCUUUAAUUAUUUUGUGGGAAAAUAGUUUGGUAGACGAGCCAAAUACAUCCACAUAAAUACAUGCAUGCAUACCAAUGAUAUUGAUGAUACCAUUCGCAAGUUGCAACCUCCUCAAGGACCACUAACUGAAAUGAUUAACUGUUGUGCUUUACAAGAAUCCAAAACCAGAGAUGACAUGAUUAGCUGUUGCGCUUUACAAGAAUCCAAAACCAUAGCUUAUAAUAUUGUCGCCGGUUUCAAAUUAAAUAGUAUUUAUCAAAGUACUAAAGCAGAAUACUGGCGUCUAUAUAUUUGUCCUCCAUGAAAGAUAACUCAUUUCCUCACCUCAGAAAUCUUCUUCCGGGAACUUGGGGUCGAAAUCUGUAUAGGUGGUGGGUACGAGUGUCGAAAGACCUAUGGGAGAAGCUAUCGGACCAAAACAAGAGAAAAGUGGACGAGCCUCUGAUGUUGAGUCGCAUAGACAGCUAUCGGACCAAAAUCAUGUCUAAUUUUCAGUCGAUGACGCCGAGGUCGCGACGAUCUCAAAACGAACAGGGCAAUAAUGAAUUUGUAUAUAUACACUCCCAUACACACUUCGACGAGAAACCUUUUCCAAAACCGUUUUUACUGAGACUCAAACUCAUCUUCUUCACUCAAUCCUACCUGUAGUAAAACCGUUAGGAAAAGAGGUGACUUUGGAUUUUAAAUUAAGGUAUUUUGAUUUGGGGCUUCUGUUUUGUUUUCUAAUUUUAAAACGAAAUAUAGACAACAAAAUAGAUUGACCAAAAGUAAUACUAAAUUGGCAUGGUCAAACUAAGUUUGGUAUUUAUUUGGUUUAGUGAUAAAUUCGUGUUUUUUUUGGCAAAAACAAGAAAGUUCAGUAUUUAAAUGAUGGUUUUCUCGUUGUAUAUGAUAAAAUUGACCAAAGAUGGCAAAAGAGAUUCUCAUAGCUGCAAAGGACUUGAUAUUUAUUCUUUCUAUUUUGUUAGUACUCCAAAGAUCACACAUCCAAACUCCCAUUAGUUGAGUGUAGUUUUAUUAUUCAAAGUUCCAAUUUUGUUGGACAUUUUGGCUUACUCGGUUUGGGUGGUUUAAUGGCAAAAUCACAUUCUUUCUUUCGAUAUAUUCUUCCCAAGACUCUUUAUAAAUGUCUAAUUCUGUCAUGAAACCGAUAAAUGACUAAUCAAACUAAUAUUUCCUUUGCACUUUGCAUAAUAAUAGAAACUGGAACUGGCAUAUUCCUUUAAGAAAAAUGUAUCUCUUCUUAUUCAUUCUUGUCUUUGUUUGAUCUAGAUAAACGAAUUUAUGUAGAAACUUUGUAUAAUUUUUUUGUUUUGGAUUUAUGCAUGGAGGAAAUAAGCAAAAUUUGAAGGUAUUUUCUUAGUUUCUAGGAAUAAGCCGCCACUGACGUCAUGGAUGAGUUAGAGUGGUUGGAGCUUUGAAUACCGAAGGGUGUGUAUAGAAGAAUCUUUCUGAUACAAAGUAGUGUCAUGGUACAGAGAGGCAAAGACUUUGUUUAUAUUAUUGUAGAUACACUUGAUGAAGUAAUAUUAGGAUAUGGUCAAAUAUCAUUUCCUAUUAGAGAUCGAUGGAGUAAGCUUCCUUGAAAUUUCAUACAACGUGCCAUCUAAAAUAAGUCAAGUCGCCUUGAUGAGUUGCUGCACUACAAGCUUUUUUAGUCUAUAAGAUCCGAGUUUUUCUCCAAGUCCCAACAUAUAACCGGUGAAAAUGUACAUUACAAGGCGUUUGUCAGAGUACAGGAGGAAUCCAUCAGAGCUGACACAGCCUCCUCCUGAGGGUCCAAGCUCUGGAGUUUUGGUGAUCCAUGACCAACACUCACAGAUACAGUCUACGUGUUGCUUUGGCUCGUGUGAGGUCGUGGAGUGUAAUCAUAGUGGUUUGCCGUUAACCCAAAAUCUAAAGCUAGCUGUCCUAUUCAAUAGUGGAGGAGACGACAGUACUAAUGACCCAAUCGUGUUCAUUCCUGUUCUUGAUAAGCCUCUGUCUUCAAACUGCUACUACGCUAUUAGGCGACGUGGGAAGUAUUCAGGAGAAGCAUCUACUAGCGCCAAAGAGGAAGAUAUAGUCUCUUGUUGCUUGUGCCUUACGCAAGUUCCUGAAGCUAAACCAAAGCAACUAGAUCCUUAUGACAUAUACCAACAGUUCGAGAUCCAUCAAAAGAAACCAUCCUCGCGUUAUUACCACGCAACAUAUGUUGCUCCUGACGGGGUCCCACCAUGGUUCCUCAAGAAGAAAGAGUGGACGGUUUCAUACUCUAGGUCCCAAGAAUUUGAACUGAGAGAUGAUGCAAAAGGACUCAACAAAGAGCUUCGUGGCAAGCUUCCAGCUCUUGGCGAGAGCGUUGUGGUUGGGAAGUGGUAUGUCCCUUUCAUAUUCGUGAAAGAAAGAGACGCAAAGGAUCAGAUCAAGAGAUCCGUGUAUCACAGCAUGACUCUUGAACAGAGAUGGGAAGAGGUUUUCUCUUAUGAGAAUGAUAAAAGCGAAAACGGUGAUGUUGUGGUUGAUGUGGAAGUAGAAGAUGAAGUUGUGAAGCUUGGGGGACAAGAAAUUACAAGAGGUGUGAAUGAAAAUGGGUUUGUUUGGUUUGGGGUUGGAGACAGGAAGAUCGGUUUAAGGUCAGUGGUUGUUGAGAGGAUGAAAUGGGAAGAAGAGAGAUUUGGGUGGAGAAGCAAAGGCGAGCAGGAGCGAGCAAUGGUGGUUAAGAGACUGGAGGAGAAUCCAAAAGAUGGUAGUUUUUGGAAGAGUUAUCAUUGUUAUGUUUUGAUAGAAAGCUUCGUAUUGAAGAGAAUGGAUGAGAGCUUGGUCUUAACAUAUGAGUUCAGACAUGCUGAUAAGCUCAAGAGUAAAUGGAGUGAGCUUGUUGGCGCAACGUAAAGUUACGUAAAUGAAAAAGAAUGAGAAAAAUAAAAUAUAUUGGUAAAAAAAUAUUUUUCUACUGCUUAAGAAAUAUUACUUCAGAAAUAAA